Molecule: messenger RNA, 822 nt
Organism: Anarrhichthys ocellatus (wolf-eel)
Lineage: Eukaryota; Metazoa; Chordata; Actinopteri; Perciformes; Anarhichadidae
Product: serine/threonine-protein kinase prpf4B-like
Exons: 2
Source: RefSeq, a predicted model, not a curated record
GGCCAGAGGUGGGUGUGUGUCUCUCAGCUGAUGCGCGUAUCAACCGACUCCAUCAUCAGCAUCCGACGCUGACAGCGGUCGAAGACAGCGUCCCCAAUAUUACCGACCCACGGUAACAACGCAGAAUAAUUCAGAGCCCGACCGGGACUGAGGUUGCUGGUCUUCUGACAAUAUUAUUUAUUGAGGCUGCCAUCUUACAAACCGCCGAGCUGCAAAACAUGUGUGUGCCCCCACUACCUGCAUUAGGUUGUGAUGACCCACACUACUUCCAAAUGUAUCUGUGACCCUCCCCAAUCCUGACUCCUAACCUCUAAUCCCUGACCUUUGACCCCCACUAUGGGCAGUGUUGGCAGUGGGGUGGCAGGAGAGCAGGAGUUUGCCAUGAAGUCUGUGGGUACGAGGACCACCCUGCCAAGAGCCCCUCCUCUCUCUCGCCGUUGCCCUGCCGACCGCAGCUGCAGCGCAGAGCGACUGCCCCGUCCACCGGCGACUAUAUCUGACGGGACGGCUUCUAGUGAUGAACGAGGGAGUGUUAGUGUUGGGACUGGGACCUGUACCGGGACUGACCGGCCCACCGAAACAGCCUCCUCCACCAACACUGAGUGUACCAUGGCGGCCCCGUCCAACAACAACCAGUUGGAGUGUGGCAACGGAGCAGGCAGGCGGGAGAGGGAGUGGGAGAGGGAAAGGGAGAGGCAGCGUGAGAGGGGGAGAGACAGGGACCGGGACCGAGACUGGGACAGAGAGCGGUUAGACAGGGAGCGCGAGAGGGAGAGGAACCGGGAGAGGGAGCGGGAUCGAGUGGAGAGGGAGAGGCUGGAG